AUGACAAACUCCCAUGACCGUGCCGACCAACAGCUGCCUUCAGAAGAGGCGUCCGAGUGCAUGACGCUCCCGCUAGAACUUAUUGACGAGUGUGUGGGCAAACGCCUGCGUGCGUACCUGAGAGACCGACACGUCUUUGAGGGGACGCUAGUUGGGUUCGACGAGCUCGUCAAUCUCGUCCUUGAGGACGUGGUGGAGGUGGGUCCGAACAGAGACGGCACCGGGACGGUGCCGUCCAAACGGAUGCUGCUCAGUUCGAGAACGCUGGCUAUUCUGGCCCCUCUCGAGUAA
Messenger RNA from Pichia kudriavzevii, 291 nucleotides. RefSeq lists its product as uncharacterized. The record is from RefSeq and is a predicted model, not a curated record. The transcript has a single exon. The coding region runs from base 1 to 291 and encodes 96 amino acids. Gene Ontology annotation, biological process: mRNA splicing, via spliceosome. Gene Ontology annotation, molecular function: RNA binding. Gene Ontology annotation, cellular component: U6 snRNP; Lsm1-7-Pat1 complex; U4/U6 x U5 tri-snRNP complex. Lineage: Eukaryota; Fungi; Ascomycota; Pichiomycetes; Pichiales; Pichiaceae.